Messenger RNA from Danio rerio (zebrafish), 758 nucleotides. The record is from RefSeq and is a predicted model, not a curated record. NCBI's taxonomy places the organism in Eukaryota, Metazoa, Chordata, Actinopteri, Cypriniformes, Danionidae.
AUUUUUUGCAACCUUUUUAUACUUUUGUUUGUUUGUUUUUUAUUAUUUAGACAACACAUACUCUGUCCAAGAUCCAAAGCCAUCAGCAGAUCAAAGAAAAAUGCAGACACCAGUUUUUCCAAUAAGCAUGUCCCAUGUAAAUGAGCAAGAAGAUGCUUGGGGGGACCACCCAUCGAGCUAUCGAGAAGACACAACUUCUGAGCUGAGACCUUCAAGUACCCAGGCAAGAGCGAAGAAUGCUUCUGGUAUCAGCCGAUGGAGCUGCAUCUCCAGUCAAUGCACACCUGUGGAGAGGGCAAUUUUGGAGAAGCUUAAUGAGCUGGACAUGAAGAUUACCCAUCUAACUUCAGUGGUCCAGUCCCUUGCCCCUUGGUCAAGUGGUCAAAUGGUGGUGGACACUGAGGAUGACACCUUUCCUAUUGAAACAAUUGAGGACCUUGAACAACUGGAAAGGCAAUUAGCUGAAAAACCAAUGAUGGAGAAGAUGAUGAAGAGGUUAUCCAUCAGAGGAGGACAAACUCUGAAAAAAACCAUUUGGCGUGUAGCCUCCAAAGUGUUUGGUCCAGUGGCCAAACAGCUCAACUGGUGUGGAAGAGGAGAUAAAAGAGGCCUAAAAAACACAAAUAUUGGGACACUUGUGAUAGGUGCAGCUAUGAGGAACCCCGUGCUUCCGUCUCCAACAGAGGCAGAAGCCGAAAAAUAUUUGAAAGACUUUCUCCGCUUGGCCCCAGGAAGAAUGGCCUCUUAAGCCAGUUGUU